UUCAUUUUUCUGGCUAUGCUCACUUCAGUCUGGAGAUACAUAGAGAAACAACCAUUAGUUGAGAAAGAGAGAUGGCAAUGGUGUCUCAUUCUGCGGCAUUCCGGAAGCAGUCACAGGUGCCCCAAAUUUCCUGCAGAAAGAGAGAGAAAUAUCGAGGUCAGGACCAUCCCUAUAAGGUGAUCGAAAUUACGCCUCCGCCCAAGAACCUCGGCAUUCGCUGUUUUCCCCCUAACAUGCAAUGUGGGGAGAGCGUGACAAUUGAAGGCCAAACUUAUACCAUAUCAGCUGUAACUCAUCGUUACCAACUCCGGAAGGGGAAGUAUGAAGCCAGUGAGCAGAGACUUGAUGUUUUGUCCACAGGAAGAUACAUUUUGAAUUUGUAUUUGGAAAAUUUAUUAGAACAAUCUUGAUACUUUCUUUCAAAAUAAGUUCCACUCUUAUAACAGUACUAAUGUCUUGUAAUUGUGAAGCUAUUUGUUUAUGAAGUAGCAUAAAGAAAC
Messenger RNA from Ilex paraguariensis (yerba mate), 500 nucleotides. The record is from the annotation of a GenBank genome assembly. NCBI's taxonomy places the organism in Eukaryota, Viridiplantae, Streptophyta, Magnoliopsida, Aquifoliales, Aquifoliaceae.